AUGGCGGUGGCGAGCUCGACGAGGACGUCGAGGAGGCUUGCGUUUGUGCUACUCGUGCUGGCCUUUUCGGCCGCGCUCGCAGAGAGCAGAGAUGCAUAUAUGAGGAGCGCAGAUCGAUAUGCCUGCAUACUGAGAGUUUCUGUUCAUGUCUCAAUGGUAUCCAUGCUGAUAAUGUUAGCCCAGGAAAACUUCCCUCCUGCAAGCAGAGGGUCAGGAUUAACUUCGGCAAACGGAAAGCUAUGUGUACUAUGUGAGCAAUACUCAACCGAAGCUCUGGUCUACCUGCGACAAAACGAAACCCAAACCGAGAUUCUCAGUGUCCUCCACCACACGUGUGCAAGCCUGGGUCCUCUAAGACAGCAGUGCAUCACGCUGGUCGACUACUACAUUCCCGCUUUCUUCUUGGAGGUUUCUGUGGUUAAACCUGAAGAGCUCUGUGAGUCGGCGCACCUGUGCCCAAAGGGGGCGGCGACUCUGUCGUCCACACGAGGGGAUGCCUGUGGUCUAUGCCAUCAUGUUCUUGUUGAAGUUCUUAUGAUGCUUAAGGAUCCCAACACCAAGCUGGAGAUAGUCGGGCUUCUUUUCAAAACAUGCAGCAAGGCGAAGAACUAUGAACCGCAGUGCAAGAGGCUUGUCCUUGACUACAUCCCACUGAUUCUGCUGAAGACCCAGGAGUUCCUUGAGACGACGGACAUCUGCUUUGCGACACAUGCCUGUAAAACAGGCAUGCAAGCAACCAUUCCUCUCUCCGCCGCUUUGUGA
This is a messenger RNA of Triticum turgidum subsp. durum (durum wheat), 762 nucleotides long. Lineage: Eukaryota; Viridiplantae; Streptophyta; Magnoliopsida; Poales; Poaceae. The record is from the annotation of a GenBank genome assembly.